UAACAAAUUAAUUGAUUAAAAAUGACUAAAGAUAUAAAAAGUAUGGAAAUUGAAGAAAAAAUUAAAAAGCCAGGAGGCUUUGGAGCAAGACAUUUCCAAUGUUUGUUAUUAUUUUUCGGGAUAACUAUUGCAUACACCAAUCGAUUGUGCUUGUCAUUGGCAAUUGUCGCGAUGAAAGGUGAUGAGACCACUCAUCAAAUAGACUCUGAUCAUGCCGGAAUUGUUUUGAGUUCUUUUUUUUGGGGCUACACGAUUAUGCAAAUACCAUCUGGAUAUUUAGCCAGAGAAUGGAGUGCUAAGCAAGUAUUAGGCUGGGGAGUUUUGAUUAAUGGAAUAUUAAGUUUACUUGUUCCAAUGGCAAAUGAUAAAGGGGGUUGGGAAGCUACUUGCGCUUGCCGAGUCAUCAUGGGCUUGAGUCAAGCUUGUCUUUUGCCUUGUGUACAUACGUUUUUAUCAAAGUGGGUGCCACCAUCUGAAAGAAGCCGAUUAGGUAGUAUUACGUAUGCAGGAGCACAAUUUGGUACUGCGAUAUCUUAUCCUAUUUCUGGAGUUUUGAUUCAGUACGCCGGUUGGCGAAGUGUAUUUUAUUUUUUCGGCGCAGCGGCUAUCUUAUGGUCGUCUAUAUUUUUUUUGUGCAGCUACGAUACACCGAUUUUGUUGCUCCAAUCAACCCGUCAAAUCUGCUGUAUUAAGAUAACCGAUACAGAGAAAAGGUUCAUUGAAGGUAAUCUUUUAAAGUCUACAGAAGAUAUAUCUGAAAAGGGAAAUAUUAAAGCACCUUGGAUUAGUAUUCUUACCUCUGUACCAUUCUGGGCGCUGGCGAUAGCUCACUGCGGACAAAACUGGGGAUUCUGGAUGUUGUUGACAGAGCUGCCAACUUAUAUGGCAAAUGUACUAAAGUUUGAUUUUAAAAAGAAUGGACUGAUAUCAGCAUUACCUUAUCUGGCUAUGCUACUGCUGACGGUCCCAGUGAGCUGGUUGAGUGACUGGAGUCAAAAAAAAGGAGUUUCACGGGGACGAGCAAGAAAAAUAAGCAACACAGUUGGUCACUGGGGUCCUGGGCUGGCUCUCCUGGCUCUCGCAUUUGUUCCAGAAGGUUACACUACUUUACCAGUAAUUAUAUUAAUUUUUGCGGUAGGUCUCAACGUUGGUACACUUUGUGGAUUCCAACUUAAUCACAUUGAUUUAAGCCCAAACUUUGCCGGGGUUCUUAUGUCCAUCACCAAUUGUUUAGCUUCGGUGGUUGCUAUUCUUGCUCCUAUUAUUGUCAGUUUCAUCGUUAAAAAUGAGAGUAAUGUACAGCAAUGGCACACAGUAUUUUAUAUAUCAGCAGCGAUCUACUUUUUGGGUAAUUUAAUAUUUAUAAUAUUCGGUAAAGGUGAAAUACAAAAAUGGGAUGAUCCUAAUUUUCAGAAUAAAAAUCAAGGAAAAAUUAUUUCAAAUUAA
Molecule: messenger RNA, 1446 nt
Organism: Cotesia glomerata
Lineage: Eukaryota; Metazoa; Arthropoda; Insecta; Hymenoptera; Braconidae
Product: putative inorganic phosphate cotransporter
Exons: 7
Coding region: 22-1446 (474 amino acids)
Biological process (GO): transmembrane transport; monoatomic anion transport
Cellular component (GO): plasma membrane
Molecular function (GO): transmembrane transporter activity
Source: RefSeq, a predicted model, not a curated record